AUUCAGUUACAUAACUUGAGCCAUAAACACAUGAAUUGCGUUCAUUGUUUAUGCAUCCGUUUCUUAAAUUUCGUUGUCUACUAAUCGAAUACAAUAUAUAACCAUCAUUUAUUAUGAAGUAUUUCACCGUGUAAUACAUAGAACUUUUCAUACUUCCAUUGGUAACACUGGCAAUUGAUAACACUCGAUGACACAUAGACUUGACAUAUUUUUCUAUUUAACAGAAUCGUCGCUUUCGAUAUAAAGUUUCACUGAUGUUACGUAGUUAAAAUGAGACAAACCUUUAUGCAUUCUUUAGAGUUGUCAGAAAUCACGAACUACGGAUAUUUGUAACUGUAACAGAGAAUAUAUAUACAUAUUCGUAAAACAUAACCUACGAUUUUUAAAUGAACAAGGAAAGGUUGGAGACUAAAACUGUCAAACAUCCUGCCGUAAAGGAUGUUGACAUAUCGGAUCCGCAUGGACGAUUAAAAGCUAUAGCAGACUGUGCCUCUGCUGUAGAAAUAGACCCUAAUACUCCACCGCAAAGAUAUUAUCGUUCGGGUGUGGAGAUGAUCAGAUACGCAGACAUGAGUAUGAAGGAUAACGACCUUCUACACGCGUAUCAUUUAUAUGUGAAAUUUAUAACGAUAUUUGUGGAAAAGAUAAGAAAUCAUCCACAAUUUCAUGUAGUCCCGUUAAAAGAUAAGCAGCUGAAUCAACAAACAUUACGCGAAGUCAUGACCAAAGCUGAGGAACUAAAAAAGCAAUUAUUAGAACAAUUUAAGGCAGAAUAUGAGAAAUAUUUAGAAGAAGUAAGAGAGAGGGAAAAGAUCGAGAGGGAGAGAUUGAAAAAGGAGGAGCAAGAAAAAUUAAGAGGAGAGGAAGAGAGAAAGAACAAACUGGCGACGUUAGCAGCUGUUAGAGCAGAAAAAGCUAUGAGCACUAGUGUCGUGUCCUCUGAGGAAAACAAGUUGAAAAAAGUUCCUAGUAUAAUACCCAAACCGUUGAUAAGCCCAUCUUCUGAUAUAAUUGCACAGACAUCUAAAGACAAAUUUUUCAGAAGGACACCUACCAUAGAUCGUUCGACGAAGCCAUCUGUGCUUAUGAGUGACAAUCAUACUUUACGGGACAUAGUGUUGCCGACUAAAUUAAUGCACAAUUUCCUCAAGUUGGCUUUUACUAAUACAAUGAAUAAUAAAGAAACCUGUGGCAUCUUGGCAGGAAAAUUAGAAAGAAAUAGAUUGUUAGUCACCCAUCUAUUAAUUCCUGAACAAAUUGGGUCUCCAGAUUCUUGUUUAACGCAUAACGAAGAAGACAUAUUCGAUUACCAGGAUCAACAUAACUUAAUCACCCUUGGUUGGAUACAUACACAUCCUACACAGACUGCGUUUCUGUCCAGUGUCGAUCUCCAUACUCAUUGUGCAUACCAACUUAUGAUGGCAGAAGCAAUUGCCAUUGUUUGUGCUCCAAAAUACGACGAGACGGGAUUUUUUAUUUUAACUCCAGAAUACGGAUUAGAUUUUAUUGCAAACUGUAGAGAAACAGGAUUUCAUCCACAUCCAGCCGAACCAUCGCUGUAUACGAAAGCAAAACAUUGCAAAUUAGAUGUAACAGCGAUGAUAGAAGUAGUAGACUUAAGAAGAAAAUGACAUCUUUCAACGGUAAUGUUAUGCACUUGAUAUAACAAACUAUUAAUGGUCAUAAAAAAUUGAAAAUACUUUUGCUUACCUAAUACAAAAAUCUAGAAGGAAUGUUGCAAACUAACAUUUGCAAAGCUUUCAAUAUUUUUAUGAUAAAGUAUUUAAGAAGUAUUUGACGUAUUUAAUAUAUAAAAGAUUGCAUUUAAAACUGUACUAAAGUUUUUAGUGAAAACAAAUUUAUCAAUAAUGCAAAAUAAAUUGUAGCAAGUGGCACGAGAAAAACAAUUUGUGUGUAACUUCGCAAAUUAUAUUUAUUAAUUAAUAAUUAAAUUAACUGAAAAUAAUGAAGCUUUAUAAUAGGUGAACAAAAAUUUAGCAAAUAGCAACCCGUCAUUUAAUGUUUUUCGUGCGUAUUUAUUUUUUUUAACUCUGUCACACAAUUUAGUUUCUCUUAACGAGGUUAAUGACUCGUCUACGAGUUACACAUAUACAUAUAUAAAAAAAGGGAGGAGUGGAUACGUCUAAGAUUACAAAACACGGAUGUGCUUCUAUUAUUUUUUCAUGGUACUCAUAUUUAUCCGUACGGAUAAUAACGUUAGAAGAUAAAUGUACAAGUUCAACCAAAAUUGUUAUGAAUGUUAGUGAUGUGCAAAAUCUGUCUAUAAGUUUAUGUGCCUUUUUGAGAAAAAAUGGUGUUCAAGCAUGCUGAUUACGUGGAGGCUGUACAAUAUUUUCCAAGAUCGCUGUGAACUGCAUAAGACCGUAAAAUCGAAAAGUAAAUAAAGGCGUUGACAUUAUAAUAUAUGCUAGUCAUAAUUAAUCUACAGAGCUUGCUACGAAGUAUAUUGAAAUUGGUAUGUUGUUGAUGUAUCCGCUUGCGCAAUGCGUCGUUGUAAUUCUCAUUAGAAACGUUGUAUAUCCGAAUUGUAAUAGGCAACGGUGUUAAUAAGCUCUGAGAUAUUCGUACUAGUUAAGUAGCUGAUGCAGCUGAUUCGUGUACUUGUACAUUCGAUCGCGCGGCUCACGUUUUCCUUCUGCUAAGUUUCUUGUUCUUCGAUAAAUAUGCAGCUCCUCGUAUGUAAAUACAACCAUACAAUUUUCUUAAUCGUUUCCUUAAGCAAUACAAGGUGCAAAGAUUAGUUUUCGUCGUAGGAAAAACCGAUUUCAAUGCCAAAUCGCGUUUAACUAUACGAUAUAAUAUACGCGAGACCACAGAAAUGUAAAUCUUAUUUAAUUUAAAAACAUAUCAAUGUAAGAGAUAAUUUAUUGUAACUUAGCUGGCCUAAUUUCUGCGUGUAUCACGUGAGACGAUGUUAGCAAAGAAUUUAUAUUUCUCAAACAAAGAAAUAAAUUGUGGAGUAAUUUAACCAAGA
Megalopta genalis is the source of this 2995-nucleotide messenger RNA. Its product is annotated as STAM-binding protein-like A. Gene Ontology annotation, biological process: protein K63-linked deubiquitination. The record is from RefSeq and is a predicted model, not a curated record. Gene Ontology annotation, cellular component: membrane; endosome. Gene Ontology annotation, molecular function: K63-linked deubiquitinase activity; protein binding; metal-dependent deubiquitinase activity. NCBI's taxonomy places the organism in Eukaryota, Metazoa, Arthropoda, Insecta, Hymenoptera, Halictidae.